AUGUCAAAACGCGCUGGCGAAAGUUCCUUUGAUACCCCGUCGGCAAAAAAACCUACUAUGAGCAAGAGCGUUGCUCCGGACGGGGGUGUUGGACAGGUGGAAAUUGAUGAAAAUCUCCAUUCGCGCCAGCUCGCUGUUUAUGGCCGUGAGGCCAUGAAGCGCUUGGCUACUUCAUCUGUACUUAUCAGCGGAGCAAAUGGGCUGGGGGUCGAGAUAGCCAAGAAUGUCAUACUUGCGGGUGUGCGGAGUGUUACUGUGCAUGACGCAGUGACCGUCACCAUGACGGAUCUCUCCGCACAGUUUUACCUAGCGGAGCAGGAUGUUGGUCGCAACCGAGCGGAGGCGUGCCGAGACAAGCUUCAGGAGCUGAACACCAGUGUUGCAGUGCAUGCUGCAGCAGGCCCACUAACCAAUGAGUUCAUCAAGAAAUUCCAUGUGGUGGUUUGCACAACUGCUACUUUAAGAGAGGCGAAGCGUCUAGACGCGAUUUGCCACUCCGCCGGUAUUGCCUUUAUUUGGGCGGAGACCCGUGGUGUGUUCGCACGUGUCUUCACGGACUUUGGCCCCUCCUUUACUGUGUACGACGUUAACGGUGAGGAACCGCAUUCUGGCAUUGUGGCCUCUGUGAGCAGCGGCUCUCCCGCAAUUGUAACUUGCGUGGAGGACGAGCGGCUAGAGUUUCAGGACGGUGAGCUUGUGUCGUUCAGCGAGGUGGUGGGCAUGGAAAAGCUCAAUACGCAUGGACCAUUUAAGGUCAAGAACUGCAGGGCGCACUCUUUUGAGCUCGACCUCGACACAAGUAGUUGGGGAGAGUACGUGCGUGGUGGCAUUGUGGUACAGGUUAAGGAACCCAAGACCCUGGCAUUUAAAACGCUGGACGAGGCGCUCCUGAAUCCGGGUGAUUUCCUGCUGACGGAUUUCUCCAAACUGGACCGGGCGGCGCAGCUGCAUGUGGGCUUCCAAGCACUGGACCAGUUUGAGGCUGAGACAGGGCGGGCUCCUCGGCCUGCCGACGCGGCAGAUGCGUCAAAGCUGCAUUCAUUGGCUGAGCAAAUUAAUUCAGCUUUGCCUGCUGGUAGCGCAAAGCUAGAGGCUGUUGACGGUGGCGUGGUAACAAAGCUGGCACAUUGCGCCUCAGCGGAAAUCAAUCCUAUGGCUGCAAUGUUUGGCGGUAUAGUGGGCCAGGAGGUCGUCAAGGCCGUGAGCGGCAAGUUUCAUCCGAUUUUCCAAUGGCUGUACUUUGAUUCCAUUGAAUCUCUUCCAGACCAAGAGCAGCUGACAGCAGCAGGAGGAGCCGGCGCGGACGAGUAUAAGCCGUUAGGCACACGGUAUGAUCCACAGAUUGCGGUGUUCGGCCGGACGAUGCAGCGCCGGCUCUCGAGUUUGAAGCUUUUCCUGGUUGGCGCUGGCGCACUGGGCUGCGAGUUCCUGAAGAAUUUCGCCUGCAUGGGAGUGGCCUGUCAGCUGCAAGGGGCCCCGCAGCCCGGCAUUGUGACCGUGACGGACGAUGAUGUCAUUGAGAAGUCUAACCUCAGUCGCCAGUUUUUGUUCCGAGACUGGGACAUUGGAAGCGCCAAGUCAACCGUUGCAGCCGCUGCAGCACAAAAGCUCAAUCCUGCUUUCCAAGUGGUUCCGCUCCAGAACAGGGUGUCGCCUGAAACCGAAAACGUCUUCGACGACAAAUUCUGGCAGGGCUUGGACCUUGUGGUCAACGCGCUGGAUAACGUAAACGCACGUUUGUACGUGGACAGUCGUUGCGUGUACUUCUGCAAGCCGUUGCUCGAGAGCGGGACGCUGGGGCCCAAGUGCAACACACAGAUGGUUAUCCCCCGGCUGACGGAGAAUUAUGGUGCAUCGCGCGACCCGCCAGAGAAACAAGCGCCCAUGUGCACUGUCCACUCAUUCCCCCACAACAUUGACCACUGCCUGACCUGGGCCCGUUCAGAGUUUGAGGGGAUGCUGGAGAAGGGGCCCCGCGAGGCCGCCUCCUUCCUGGCCAACCCAGCCGAAUACGCCAAGGCUGUGCGGGCCAAUCCGGACGCCUCUGCCCGCCAGCAACUCGAGGCUGUAGCCGAAGUCCUGCUGGACAAUAGGUCCGCGACCUUCGAGCAGUGCAUCGCGUGGGCGAGGUUGCGAUUCCAGGAUUACUUCCACAACCGCAUAGCUCAGCUGACCUACACUUUCCCUGAGGACGCUACAACUUCUACUGGUGCCCCAUUUUGGUCAGCUCCUAAGCGCUUUCCACGACCGCUCAACUUUAACCCUGCCGACCCAGCGCACGCGGCGUUUGUUCAGGCUGGCGCCAUCCUGCGCGCUGAGGUUUACAACAUAUCCCGUCCAGACUGGGCCGUGGAUGCAAGCAAGGUGGCUGCUGUGGCAGCGGGAGUGGACGUGCCCGCUUUCGCACCCCGGGCGGGGAUCCAGAUUGAGACUGACCCGAAGGCGGAUCGCUCAAAGCCAGUGCAGACUGAACGCACCCAUGACGACGAGGCGAUUAUCGAUUCACUCCUCACCAGAUUGGAGGAGGUUGCCCAGCAGCUGGGAUCUGCGCUCAAGCUCGGGCCGAUUCAGUUUGAGAAGGAUGACGACACGAACUACCACAUGGACCUUAUUGCCGGCCUUGCCAAUAUGCGUGCCCGCAACUAUUCGAUUCCCGAGGUGGACAAGCUCAAGGCCAAGCUCAUCGCGGGCAGGAUUAUCCCUGCAAUUGCAACCGCCACGGCAGUCGCUACAGGCCUGGUGUGUCUGGAGCUGUACAAGGCUAUCCUGCCGGGGAAGGCACUUGAGGCGUACCGCAAUACUUUUGCUAACUUAGCGCUGCCACUUUUUGCCAUGGCGGAGCCUAUUCCUCCCAAGGUCACUAAGCAUAACGACUUGACGUGGAGCCUCUGGGACCGGUGGACGUUGGAGGGUGAUCUCACAGUGCAACAGGUCUUGGACUGGUUCAACGACAGGGGUCUGAGUGCUUACUCUAUCAGUUGCGGCCCGGCAUUGCUGUAUAACAACAUCUUUCCGAAGCACGCCGAGCGGCUAAGCAAGAAAAUGAGCGAGCUGGUUGUCACGGUUGCGAAGAUGGAGUUGCCCAGGAAUCGGGAUCAUUUCGACGUCGUGGUUGCCUGCGAGGACGACGCCGGAGAGGACCUGGACGUCCCCCUUGUGUCCAUCAAGUUUAGGUAGCGGAAGCGCUCGGGACUGGCGCAAACAGGGCCACAAUGCCGGCAUGACACCAGGACAUUGUGUAUAGCUAGUCGUACGAGACCGAACAAGAGAAGAGUGUCUUGACGUCUUGGCGUGGAGGGGUAUUGCUGGGGUAGCGAUGCGUGAAUGAGCUUGGCCUGGCUGCGUCAAUGCUUUGCCGGUAACAGGGCCUGUUCACGCAAUAGGCGGCAUGUGUACUGGUCAUGCGUUGAGGCGAGCAUUUUAAUUAGGGUAAGUCUGCAACAGGACGGAAGUUCAGUUCGGCAGGAUUGCUGUUCCUUGCAUAGCUGUUGAAGGUUAAGGGUCAAUGAGUUAGGUUCUUCAGAAACAGAACCCCAUAGUCAACAGAACCGCAUAGUCGUCAUCGUUGGGCCCAACCUACGGCCGGGCAGGUGGCAUUGGCCCAAUCCAUGACCGAACAACCUAUAUACCCCUAUCAACCUCUCCUAAUUAAGCUUUUAAUUCGUACAUGC
Volvox carteri f. nagariensis is the source of this 3671-nucleotide messenger RNA. RefSeq lists its product as uncharacterized. The record is from RefSeq and is a predicted model, not a curated record. Bases 1 to 3177 code for a protein of 1058 amino acids. Gene Ontology annotation, biological process: DNA damage response; protein ubiquitination; ubiquitin-dependent protein catabolic process. Gene Ontology annotation, cellular component: cytoplasm; nucleus. NCBI's taxonomy places the organism in Eukaryota, Viridiplantae, Chlorophyta, Chlorophyceae, Chlamydomonadales, Volvocaceae. The transcript has 23 exons. Gene Ontology annotation, molecular function: ubiquitin activating enzyme activity.